Molecule: messenger RNA, 2192 nt
Organism: Pecten maximus
Lineage: Eukaryota; Metazoa; Mollusca; Bivalvia; Pectinida; Pectinidae
Exons: 3
Coding region: 58-474 (138 amino acids)
Source: RefSeq, a predicted model, not a curated record
CACAAAUUUCAAAUUUGUUUAAAUUUGUAAAUUUGUGAUAAUUAAAUUUCAGAUAUUAUGAAUAAUCAGGGGAUACAAGAACCACCGAAUGCCCAGAGAAAUCAAGAACAACAAGAAGCUGCUUCUUCAUCUGCUGCUACUUCAUCUGCUUCUACUUCAUCUGCUGCUACUUCAUCUGCUUCUACUUUUGAGAUAGAAGAAGAAGAAUCUUGGGGGAUUGAAGAAUACAUUGAAGACGAGCCCUCGAAAGCAAAAAAGAGGAAAUGUAACGAAACACGUAAAGCUUGGACAUCAGAGGAAGAACAAGAACUUCUACAAUUAUUCCAAGUUAAUUUUUCAUCGAAGAAGAAUCCAGGCAUGAAGGAAUGCAACUCUGCGAUUAGUAGGAGCAGGAAGCAACAUGGUUUUAUACAUAAGAGAAACUGGGAGACCAUAAAGAAAAAAGUGAUGAGGAUGUUUAAGAGCUCAAAGUGACAUUUUUUGUAAAUCCAGUCGCCAAUUAUGAUAUUUUGGCGCCUUGUCAUUAUCCAUGGAUUAUUUUUUGCCUUUUAUUGAUGACUUAUAACAUAAUGUAGAAUAGUUGUUGAACCUCAUUAUCCAUGGAUUAAUAAUACAACAUUAUCCAAGGAUUUUUGGUACCUCAUUAUCCAUGGAUUAUUUUUUGCCUUUUAUUGAUGACUUAUAACAUAAUGUAGAAUAGUUGUCGAACCUCAUUAUCCAUUGAUUAAUAAUACCACAUUAUCCAAGGAUUUUUGGUACCUCAUUAUCCAUGGAUUAUUGUUUGCCUUUUAUUGAUGACUUAUAACAUAUUGUAGAAUAGUUGUCGAACCACAUUAUCCAUGGAUUAUUAGUACCACAUUGUCUAUGGAUUAUCAAUACCACAUUAUCCAUGGAUUAUUAGUACCACAUUGUCCAUGGAUUAUCAAUACCACAUUAUCCAUGGAUUAUUGUUGGACUAUUAUUUGUGACUUUUAACAUAUGGUAGAAUAGUUAUCCAACCACAUUAUCCAUGGAUUAUUAGUACCACAUUAUCCAUGGAUUAUCAAUACCACAUUGUCCAUGGAUUAUUAACACCACAUUAUCCAAGAAUUUUUGGUACCUCAUUAUUCAUGGAUUAUUGUUCGGCUUUUAUUGAUGACUUUUAACAUAUUGUAGAAUAGUUGUCGAACCACAUUAUCCAUGGAUUAUUUGUACCACAUUGUCCAUGGAUUAUCAAUACCACAUUAUCCAUGGAUUAUUGUUUGGACUAUUAUUUGACUUUUAAUAUAUUGUAGAAUAGUUGUCUAACCACAUUAUCCAUGGAUUAUCAAUACCACAUUAUCCAUGGAUUAUUAGUACCACAUUGUCCAUGGAUUAUCAAUACCACAUUAUCCAUGGAUUAUUGUUGGACUAUUAUUUGUGACUUAUAACAUAAUGUAGAAUAGUUGUCGAACCACAUUAUCCAUGGAUUAAUAAUACCACAUUAUCCAAGGAUUUUUGGUACCUCAUUAUCCAUGGAUUAUUGUUUGGCUUUUAUUGAUGACUUUUAACAUAUUGUAGAAUAGUUGUCGAACCACAUUAUCCAUGGAUUAUUAGUACCACAUUAUCCAUGGAUUGACAAUACCACAUUAUCCAAGGAUUUUUGGAAAAACAUCCAUGGAUUUUUGGUACCACAUUAUCCAUGGAUUAUUGUUUGGACUUUUAUUUGUGACUUUUAACAUAUUGUAGAGUAGUUAUCCAACCACAUUAUCCAUGGAUUAUUAGUACCACAUUAUCCAUGGAUUAUCAAUACCACAUUGUCCAUGGAUUAUUAACACCACAUUAUCCAAGAAUUUUUGGUACCUCAUUAUUCAUGGAUUAUUGUUCGGCUUUUAUUGAUGACUUUUAACAUAUUGUAGAAUAGUUGUCGAACCACAUUAUCCAUGGAUUAUUUGUACCACAUUGUCCAUGGAUUAUCAAUACCACAUUAUCCAUGGAUUAUUGUUUGGACUAUUAUUUGACUUUUAACAUAUUGUAGAAUAGUUGUCGAACCACAUUACCCAUGGAUUAUUUGUACCACAUCGUCCAUGGAUUAUCAAUACCACAUUAUCCAUGGAUUAUUGUUUGGACUAUUAUCUGACUUUUAACAUAUUGUAGAAUAGUUGUCGAAACACAUUAUCCAUGGAUUAUUAGUACCACAUUAUCCAUGGAUUAUCAAUACCACAUUAUCCAUU